GGUGGACAAAGGUGCCUGUGUUUUAUGAAACAUCCUCCCCAUCACAGAACUUAACAGCACACAUCGGCACAGAGACAGAGAGAUGAGCAAUACAUCUAAAGAUCUCCUGAUCAUCUACGAGUCAGAGGCGGAGCAGUGGGCAUCAUACCUGCGCUUCCACCUGGUAGGCCCUAUUCCUCAGGCUGGCAUCUGUUGUUAUGAUAUUGCUAUGGUGACCAGUCGCCAGGAUGACUUCCUGCAGCUGGGGGGUUACAAGUGCAAGCUGCUUAUUCUGUCACGGGGCAUGUUGGAGGGGCUAUGCCAGCUCCAGAGGUUCUUCCUGGCUCGUGUAUUGCGACCGGAGACCCGUGUGGUGAUUCUCCUGUGUGGAGUGGAAAGCCUGGAUCCUCUGCUGGAACUGGUUCCUCUGAGGGGUGAGAAGUGUCUCCAGAUUUCCAGUGAGCAGGAGCCCCAGGAGUACUGCAUGGCUGUGGCAGAGAUUGUAAACAAAGGUGGACAAGCAGCAGCAGUGGAUGGGAAAUCAGUCCAGGAGUUAAAGGUGGAGAAGAAACUUUCUGGUGGUGCUCUUGCUUCGAUUCACUCUUUAUUGGUCCUACCUAAGCGUGUGCCAUGUGAGAAUCCAGGGGAGAUAUUCAUUCUACUGCAAGAGGUCAUGGCCAGCAAAGAUGCAGAGGUGGAGUUCAGUAGGAACAAGCAGAGAGUGCGAGUGAAGCCUGUGAACUGGAAUGAGAGCACACUGAGUGUAACUGCCCCUGACUUUGAUGCUGGAGAUGUGGGUGUGACACUUUACUGUAAAGGCGUAGUUAAAGGCAAGGCCAGCUUACAAUUCUACACCGUCAUGGGAGAUAUUGCCCACUUCCUCGAGCAGGCUGCAGAUCCAGUGAAGUGUAUGUGCCAGGCCUUUCAGGUGUCUUCUUUAGAGAAACUGGAUCAAACUCUGGCUUCUUGUCUGAUGCAUAAAAUGCCAACAGGAGGUUUCCAGGGCCUGCAGUGUGAUCAGUUUCCUGCUGGGGAGUCUCACUCAGAGGACAUCCCUACUCUCCUGCAUUUUGCGGCCCAGCAUGGAUUGCGAGAUCUGACCAGUGCUCUUCUCCAGUGUCCUGGAGCCCUGCAGGCCCUAAAGAUCCCCAAUAGCUGUGGAUACACACCCAUAGAUCUUGCACACAUACAUGGACACAUCCAGCUAUACAUCCUUUUAAAGGAGUCGGUGGGAGACAAUGAUGGCAACACCGACACGGGUGUAUAUGAGCUGAUGGGCAGAACAAAUAAUCUUCAGCUGGCAGAUCCCGAUGAGCAACACCAAAGAGAUGAUGAACGUGAAGAUAUAGAUGAUGAGAAUGUCUAUUCUCCAGUGGGAAGAGAUGACGAAGAGUAUGACACCAUUCUAACAUCCAGCAGUGCUGUAGUAAUAGCGAACCGCCCCCCUGCACCGACCCCUCGGCCUGAGUGUCUUCCCAUCCCAGAUAACAAGACUCCCUUCAUUGCACAAGUAUUCCAGAAGAAAAAGUCCCAAGGAGAUGCUGAAAUACUAUACUCCCUUCCCACAAGACAAGCGAGGGAGAGGGAAAGCAUAUCAUCCACUUAUGACACAUUCAUGCCCAGUCAGGCGCCUGGACUUGACGAGCUGAUCAAACUGCAGGAGCAGGUGAAGACAGGCUCUCUCAGUAUAGAUGAUGCUCUGGACAGAUUCAAUGACUGGCAGAGGCUGCAGAGAGGAAUGGACAGCAUACAACAGGAGAAAAUACAGCAGCUGAGGGCGAGUAUUGUCAACAACAGAGAGGACAAUGAAAGUGUCUAUGAUAAAAUCAGCAUCGUUCAUCACACGCCAACUGCAUCUGAAAAUGAGUGCAGAAGAGCGAGCCAGCAACUGGAGACUGAUUUCUACAGUAAACCUCUAAAAGGACAUCAUUCACAUUUCUUUAAGAAGGCAGACAAACAGUGAAAUCAUCCUGCUUGAGGACCACCGAAUUGAUAGAGCAAACACCAAAGCAGACUUUUAAAGUAUUGCAUGCUGAUAAAUCAGAGUAUGUUAAUGUCCAGUCAAUCAGUGCAUGUCAACUCCUUUGAAUUUCUCAGGUUUACAGUAUAUGGGGUCCUCUAUUGAUGUUUUUGUUCUUACUGUAUUUCUUUUUCUACUUAAAAGGGAUAGUUGAAAAUGAAAAUUCUGUAUUUAUUUUCUCACCCAUACGACUUACUUUCUUCCAUGGAACACAAAAGGAAAAUAUUAUCCUCAGUCACCAUUCACUUUCAUGUUUUUUUCAUUUACAUGAAAGUGAAUGCCAACUGACACUAACAUUCUGCAUUAUCUCUAAUUUGGGUUCUUGGAAGGAGUCUUACAGUUUUGGUUUGGAACAACAUGAAGGUGAGUAAAUGAUGACAGAAUUUUCAAUUUUGGGUGAACUAUGCUUUUAAUGCUUUAUUAAUAAAAAUGGCCACUGUACAUCUGGCAUUUUUCUUCAGCAGAUAUGAAAGACAAUAGAUAUGUACACAUUUCUUCAUAAUUUUGUUACAUUAAUUUAUCAUGAGUUGAAGUUCAAUAAAGAAAACA
Messenger RNA from Myxocyprinus asiaticus (Chinese sucker), 2548 nucleotides. Its product is annotated as B-cell scaffold protein with ankyrin repeats-like. Gene Ontology annotation, biological process: B cell activation; negative regulation of phosphatidylinositol 3-kinase/protein kinase B signal transduction; negative regulation of B cell activation. NCBI's taxonomy places the organism in Eukaryota, Metazoa, Chordata, Actinopteri, Cypriniformes, Catostomidae. The coding region runs from base 83 to 1942 and encodes 619 amino acids. The record is from RefSeq and is a predicted model, not a curated record. Gene Ontology annotation, molecular function: signaling receptor binding; protein tyrosine kinase binding. The transcript has 16 exons.